This is a messenger RNA of Beauveria bassiana ARSEF 2860, 1569 nucleotides long. Its product is annotated as RING-7 protein. Lineage: Eukaryota; Fungi; Ascomycota; Sordariomycetes; Hypocreales; Cordycipitaceae. The record is from RefSeq and is a predicted model, not a curated record. The transcript is spliced from 3 exons. Bases 1 to 1569 code for a protein of 522 amino acids.
AUGAUGAUGCGGCUCGCCCGGACGACGGCGCUCAUGGCGCUCGCUCGCAGCAUGGUAUAUUCGGCAGCGGCAGCCUCGGAUGACAUCUCAACGACGUCGCCGCAGACCGACACGCCCGACUGGCUCGCAAGCGAGAGCCUUUCCCUGACGCUCGUCAACUCGGCUACCCCGGGGCUGCAAUAUCCGGUACUGCCGCUGACGAGUAACAUGGGCAUGAACGAAUCACUCAAUACUGGUCGAACGAUGAACAUCCAAGGCGACAUUACGUUCGCCGACCAGAACAACUACUAUAAACUUUCCGGUAUCGGCCAUAUCGCUUACUUGUGCUGCGAUGACGCCGACAAGCAAGACAACUUUAACAUAAGCCCAAACAAGAUGCUCAACCAGCUGAUGGGCUCAAAUCUCUCCGCCAUCAUCUUGUACUCGGCCAAUACGAACUGGUGCUCGUUUGACAGAAACAACGGGCCUUCGUAUGCCAGUAUUGUCACCAUGGCCGAUAAAGGUGACGCUGCAGACGUCCUCACACAUAUCAAAGCAAGACCGAGCAACGAGACGUUGCUAGUAAAUAUCAGGGGCAACGCCACCGCUACCGAUUCCACCGGCGACGACCGCGGCCACUCGACUGUCGCCAUGAGUGUGCUUUACAGCAUCACCGGCCUAAUUACGCUGCUAUUUCUCGCCAUCAUUAUCACCGGUACCGUGCGUGCGCAUCGCCAUCCCGAGCGCUAUGGCCCCCACAGCGGCUUCGGUCGUCGGCCCAGGCAGAGUCGUGCUAAAGGUAUUGCUCGUGCUGUGCUGGACACGCUUCCCAUUGUCAAAUUCGGCAACGAUGAGCAGACAAAACCAGAUCCAGAGCUGGAGCUGGAGCCUACAUCGACAGCGAAUGGUGGGCAUGGAGUGACUGCCGUUGCUGCGGGAGGACUUGGGAGCGGAGCAGAGUCCACCACCAACAAGGAGACGUCCAAGGAGAAUCAAGAGAAGCGAAAAGCGACGGAAACAGGCGUUGCUGCUCAUUAUGGCGUUGGCGAGACACCCACCGCGGAGACUGCCGCGGUCGAGUCUGCUAGUGCGCUGGGCGGCUCUGAGCAUGAUGGCGAGCAUCUCGGCUGCUCUAUUUGCACCGAAGACUUUACCGUCGGCGAGGAUGUGCGAGUCCUGCCUUGUAACCACCAGUUCCACCCAGGCUGUGUUGACCCAUGGCUGGUCAAUGUAUCUGGCACCUGCCCUCUAUGCCGCUACGACCUUCAGCCGGGCCGACAUACCGCAAACUGGGCGACAGGUGCAACGUUUGAAUUGCCACCGCCUCUGGCUUUAGAGGCCGAGGAGAAUGACUCGACGGCAUCGUCUCGCCACAGGUCACCCGGUCUACUCGACUUGAGCCGGCUGCGGCACCUGUCCCAGCAGGAGCGCAUAGCAGCGCUUCGUGAAAUGCGAGGUCAGACCGAAGAGCCACGUGGCGAGGCAUCAGAAUCUCGUGAAGCGGCCGAAGGCGAAGACCACGGACGCGCCGCCCGCUUGGCUGGCAAGUUGCGCGACAAGUUCCGCAUCCGGACCAGGGCUCAGACAUGA